Messenger RNA from Acanthisitta chloris (rifleman), 2412 nucleotides. It is a transcript of the gene PTPN22, whose product is annotated as protein tyrosine phosphatase, non-receptor type 22 (lymphoid). Gene Ontology annotation, molecular function: non-membrane spanning protein tyrosine phosphatase activity. The coding region runs from base 52 to 2412 and encodes 786 amino acids. The transcript is spliced from 21 exons. Gene Ontology annotation, biological process: regulation of non-canonical NF-kappaB signal transduction; peptidyl-tyrosine dephosphorylation; negative regulation of nucleotide-binding oligomerization domain containing 2 signaling pathway. Gene Ontology annotation, cellular component: nucleus; cytoplasm. NCBI's taxonomy places the organism in Eukaryota, Metazoa, Chordata, Aves, Passeriformes, Acanthisittidae. The record is from RefSeq and is a predicted model, not a curated record.
UCAUGUCCCUUCCCAGCAGGGUCAGACCAGGAGUGCUCUGUCUCCAGCAGCAUGGACCAAAGGGAGAUUCUGCUAGGAAACCUGCAAAAGGCCCAAGAUAAGAAGCUCAACCCAGGAGAGUUCACAGAAGAGUUUUUGAAGCUGAAAAGGCAGUCAACAAAGUACAGAUCGGAUAAAAUCUACCCUACAGCAGCGGCUGAGCAACCAGAGAACAUCAAGAAGAACAGAUACAAGGACAUCCUACCCUUUGACCACAGCAGAGUGGAGUUGUCCAUGAUCACAUCAGACACAGAUUCUCAUUACAUCAAUGCCAACUUCAUCAAGGGUGUCUAUGGGCCAAGAGCAUACAUUGCAACCCAAGGUCCUCUCCCCACUACUGUCGUUGACUUUUGGAGGAUGCUUUGGGAGUACAAAGUCAUGGUCGUGGUCAUGGCUUGUAUGGAGUUCGAAAUGGGGAAGAAGAAGUGUGAGCGGUACUGGGCGGAGGUGGAUGGUUCCCCCCUGCACUGUGGCCCUUUCUCCAUCACCUGUGCAGCUGAGGAGAAAAGAAAUGAGUAUGUGAUUAGGACUUUAAAGGUGACCCUGAACAAGGAAAUCCGUACCAUCCACCAGUUCCACUACAAAAACUGGCCAGACCACCACGUCCCCUCAUCCAUUGACCCCAUCCUGGAGCUCAUCAGGGAGAUUCGCUGCUACCAGCUGGAUGACAGUGUCCCUGUCUGCAUCCACUGCAGUGCUGGCUGUGGGAGGACAGGAGUCAUCUGCACCCUCGACUACACCCAGAAGCUGCUGAAGGAUGGGAUUCUUCCAAUGAACUUCAGCAUUUUCAGCCUGAUCCAGGAAAUGCGAACACAAAGGCCUUGCAUAGUGCAGACCAAGGAGCAGUAUGAGCUGGUUUAUGACGCAGUGAUUGAGCUCUUCAAAAGGCAGAUUAAAGCACUCGAUGCCCAGAAAGAUUCUGCUGCUUCCCAGGUACAAGCAGGACAUCCUGUAGCCAAGCCACUCCUGACUCCAGUGGAAGACAUUUAUUCUCUCAGUUUACUCACCUGCUCAGAGCAAGAGGAGCCCAAUGUGCACCAACAUCUUCGUCCGGUGGUACAAAGCCAAGUGUCCUUGCCAUCGCUGUCUGCCACGGGAGCACAGGACAGCUCUGGCCAUGGAGCUCCCCCCAUCAGACAGGCCAUCUCCUUUGGCACUUUGAACAUCAUCAGCUGCAGGAAAGCAGCAGCCCCCGAGCCCUGGGGAGCUGGGGAUGUCCCUCAGAAACGUCGCAGCUGGGAGCUCGACACCAUCUCUCCUGAGCAGUGGCUGCUGGACAUGGACACAAAGGGAGCAGGCAGGAGGAGACCUCGUGGCAAAACACCUCUGGCAUGGACAGCUUCAACCCCUUCGGUGCUGGCACAGCAGGGGGAAGGCUGGGAAUGGGACAGAGGGAAUGCUGAGCCUGUUAGGAGCUCACAGGGGCCAAACGCCUGUCGCUCGAGCUUCCCGGUGAAGCAGCAGGAUGGAUUUUCCCCUCUUGAGCUGAAAGCCUCAAGACAAGAAGUAGACAACCCCCCAAGCUACAGGAACCAUGGGCAACACCCUUACCCAUGCCUCUACUCAGCAGAAGAUCCCUACUUCUCCUCACUCUCUCCAGAUGACCCUGUGUCCCCUGUGUUUGCUGAGUGCUUUGAGGAGGGGCAGGAUGAGCUUCUCCCUUCUUGCACUGCCAGGGCCUCACUGCAGCCCUCCAUGGCCAACUCCCCACUGUCCCACCACGCUGCCCUGAACGAGGAGAGGAUGUCCCCCCUGGGUAACCUGUCUGUGUCUCUCCAAUUAGCCCAGGCAGAUGAUGAUGAUCCUCCCCCCCUGCCCCAGCGCACCCCAGAGUCCUUUAUCGUGGCCAGUGAAUCAGGACAAUCUCCUGUGGCCACUUCUGAUUUUCAGCUUCCAGACAGAAAUCCAAAUAUUGGAACCUCUUGGGAGUGGAGUGGUGAGUCUCACUCGGAGGGGAUUAAUGACUCCGUGAGACUGAGACCAUGUAAGAGUGUGAAGCUUCGGACCACACGAACAGAGACAACCAGGGAUCGCUCUAGCUCUCCUCCCCCUCUUCCUGAAAGAACCCCAGACUCGUUUGUCCUCUCUGAAGCAGCAAGUCUGCAGCCUGCAAGAAAUUCCUCAGGUCCUGUGGGUUUGGGGAAUGAAGGCUCCAAAACAUCAUCUGAAGAGCCCACGAAGUGCUUCAGGAGGAGCAAGAGCAUGAAAAUACUGAAAAACGUGAGAAAGAGCAUCUGCAGUCCAUCUGCACUGACAAGACCAUCAGAACCUGCCCCAACAAACCCUCUGAGGUCUCUCCUCCACUUUGGCUUUACAAAUCGAUUUUCAAGACCUAAAGGACCAAGGAAUCCACCCCCAGUUUGGGAUAUUUAG